AUUCAAUAUUUUUUAAUGAGCUGUCUAAAAUAAACUUUUUUUUUUAUUUCUUGUGCAUGGUGCAUUAAUUUCCUCAUACAGCCUCGAACUGGUCAAAACAAAACAAGUGCACAAACAAAACUUUCAAAAUGGCAGAAGAAAUGGUAACUUUAGAUUGGUCCAAUGAAGAGGAACUUUUAAAAGAAGAGGAAGAAGAAGAAAAGAAAGCUGAAGAAGCAGCAAAGGAAGAUGAUAAAAAAGACAUAAAGACAGAAGAUGAAGUUAAGACAGAAGAAAAAAAAGAUGAAUCCAUGGAUACAAGUGAAAACAAAGAUUCUGAAGAGAAAAAGGAUGAAUGGGUUAAAACACUGUUGACAUAUGUAUUAAGGGGACCUGUAAAGGUGACAAAUUUACAGAUCAAAGAUUUGUCAUCUAGGGAACUUCAGGGUGUGUUACACAAGUCAUUUAAUACACAAAUAGAUUUCCAAACAAAAAAAGGAACCAUACAUUUAAACUUUACACCAAAUAAAGACAGGUUUGCUAUUGAUGUAUUGAAGAGAUUGGCGAGGUUUCAGCAUGCCAACAAGGAAGUUAAAAUACAAUGUUCCCGAUCUGUAGCAGCUUUACUUGGAUUUGAAUUAAGAAGACUAGGUGUUGGCCCAGCACCACCAGGAACACUUCAAUUUGAUAAAGUAUUAUUUCUUUAUGAUAUUCCACCUGAAACUACUGAAGAAGUUCUCAGAGCAAUGUUUGAUUGCCCAAUUUGCAUAAUCCCUCUUGAUGAAGAGGGCAAUAACAUGGGGGCAGCAUUUUUAGAAUUCCGUUCCAAGAAGGCAGCUAAACAAUGCCAUACUGACAACACAGACAUUGAGAUUGGAGAAAAGAAAUGCAAGUUGUACAACAGAUACCUGGUUGGUGGAACCAAAGAUGAAGAUGAUGCAUAUGAAAAGGAAGAGAAAGAAAAGCAAAAGAAAGAACAGGAUCGUAAAGCUAUGGCAGGACAGAAAAAAGUUCAGAACCAACCAAGAGCUCGGGGUGGUACUGGAAAAGCCAACAACAAAAGACAGGCUAUAAAACAGAAAUUCAAUCAAGCAAGACAAAUGGGACAAUUUGGAGGGCGACAAGGAGGAGGGAACUAUGGUGGCAGUGGAGGAAAUUACAGUGGUGGUGGUGGAAACUAUGGUGCCAGUGCCCGUGCCAGUGGUGGAAAUUAUGGUGGUGGUAGUGGCAUGGGCGGUGGACGAAUGAGUAAUAUGAGCCAAGGAGGCCAAGGAGACCAAGGAGUUAGUCCAAACUUGAUGAUGAAUCAGAUGAUGGCUAUGAUGAGGAUGAGUCAGGGUAUGGGAGGUGAAGGUAUGGGAGGAGGAGGCAGUGGUAUGGGUCGUGGCAUGUCACGGAUGGGUAACCAGAGAGCCAUGUCAGCUGGAGGAGGAGGAAUGGGAGGUGGACGAAUGGCAUAUGAGGAUUAUGGAGAUUAUGGUGCAUUUGACGAUUACGAGAGUGGAUAUGGACAAGGCAGAAAUAUGGGUGGUAUGGGAAAUAUGGGAGGUGGAGGUGGAGGAGGAGGAGGCAUGGGUGGACGAAGACCACAGAGCUUAAUGGGUAACAACAGAAGGGGAUCAUUUGGAAGUGGACCAAUCGACCAGAAAGAUUCUGUUGUGGACUUGUUUGAGUCGGCCCUUGAUGCAGUUGAUAGUCAAAUAGGAGGCAGAGGUAAUCCAAGGAAUCUAUCAGGAGGAAGAGAUGGCAGAAAUCAGGGAAAUGCAGCAGGAUUGGGAAAAAUAACCAGUCUGAUGGAUAAUCAAAUGGGAAUGGGGGGUAAUUCUCAAAGUCAUACCAGUCUGAUGGAUAAUGAAAUGGGAAUGAGGGGUAAUUCUCAAAGUCAUAGAGGGAAGUUUGAUACUCCUGCUAAUCAAAGGCUUGCUAAACUUGCUGGGAAUUAUAACGAGGAUGAUUUACACAUGGAAGGUGGUGGUGAUUUUGGUGCAGGGCCUAAUAUACAUAUUGGAUAUGGUGAUGAGACAUAUAAUGAUGGAGGAAGCAAUAGGUUAACACAGAGAGGAGGCAAUGACUUUGGUGGUUCAGGUGGUAGAGAUCAGUUUGCUGAUAGACUUAGUCAAGGUUAUGGAGGCAUGGCAGAUGAUAGGAGCAUGGAUAAUUAUAAUCAAGGUUCUAAAAGAAGUAUGGAUGCUGGAUAUAGACAAAAAAUGGACAGUGGUAUGGGUGGGGGUCAAUAUGAUGAUUAUGUUAGAGAUACUGGAGAUGAUUUUAGCCCAAGGCGUAGGGACAACAUGCAGCGAGAUAUGGGUGACACGUACCAGAGGAGAACAAAUGUAGGUUCAGGUUACAACGAUAAAUCAGACAUGUUGAGUGCUGAUAGAAAUCAACCUAUUAGUUAUCCAGAUAUAUACAGCAGUAAGGGGUCAUCUGGUAUGAGUGAAAUGUUUUCACCCAAGAAACGUAAAUUUACAGAAGAACCAAUGAAAAGGACAUAUAAUGAUUAUGUAAUGGAUACAACCAUGCAAGGUUCCUUAAGGAACGAUUCAGUAUUCAAGAAACCAAACAUGUCACUAAUAGUAGGCAGAAAUCAAAACCAGAGAACAAGGGGAGGACAAAAUAACCAGAGAGGGAGAGGAGGAAAUAAACAGAGAGGUGGAGGAAAAGGUGGUCCGAUGCCAUUGAUGGGAAAAUUUUCUGGAAGGAAGACAUAUUGAAGGGUCUUCAUUCUGAACUACCAAGACCACUGAGUAAUAUGUGAAAGAUAAAUACUGACUUGUGUAUGAAUAUGUGAUUAUCAUAGAGGAUGAAAAAUUGAAUUGGUUUUUAUACAGAUUCAUUAUCUUACAUAUAUAACAGCUGCAGUUGGUUGUUAAGUUAACAUUUAUACAGAUUCAUUACCUUACAUAUAACAGCUGCAGUUGGUUGUUAAGUUAACAUCUAUAAAGAUUCAUUAC
This is a messenger RNA of Mytilus trossulus (common blue mussel), 2933 nucleotides long. RefSeq names its product neurogenic protein mastermind-like. The record is from RefSeq and is a predicted model, not a curated record. Lineage: Eukaryota; Metazoa; Mollusca; Bivalvia; Mytilida; Mytilidae. The transcript is spliced from 15 exons. The coding region runs from base 129 to 2693 and encodes 854 amino acids. Gene Ontology annotation, molecular function: RNA binding.